ACACAGCCUUCAAACCCAGUUUGGGGUGCCAUUUAUAAGCCCUCAAAUGCAUCAUUUCCAACUAUUCUGCAAGCAUAUGCUAAAAACCUUAGGUUUUCAACACCAAAGCCUCUAGCUAUUGUAACUACCAUGCAGGAAUCGCACGUCCAAGCCACUGUUAUUUGUGCCAAAAGCCAGGGCCUGCAGAUUAGAAUCGGAAGCGGUGGCCAUGAUUAUGAGGGCCUCUCUUACGUUUCUGAGAUCCCUUUCGUUGUGCUUGACAUGUUCAAUCUCCGUUCAGUUACUAUAAUGUUUGAUGUUUCCAACAAGACUGCAUGGGUUGAAGCUGGAGCAACCAUUGGCGAACUUUACUAUAGGAUCGCCUAGAAAACCGUUUCCUAUGGCUUUCCGGCCGGGGCCUAUCCGACUCUUGGAGUUGGGGAACACUUUUCUGGAGGUGGGUACGGGAACUUGAUGAGAAAAUACGGUCUCGCUGUGGAUAACAUAUUCGAUGCGCGAUUGGUUGACGUGAAUGGUACAAUCCUGAACAGAGAAUCCAUGGGGGAGGAUUUGUUUUGGGACAUUAGAGGUGGAGGUGGAGGUAGUUUUGGAGUAAUCCUUUCAUGGAAGAUCAAACUGGUCUUCAAUGUACCAAGAACCUUAAACCGGGCCUCAACAGAUACUGUUUAUCAAUGGCAACAAGUUGCCCAGAAGUUGCGCGAAGAUCUAUUCAUAAGGGUGAUGAUACAAGUUGUUAAUGGAAGUCAUGAGGGAGUGGAAAAGACAAUUCGAGUUUCAUUUUUAGGCUUCUUAGUGGAACCAACAAGCAGACUUACUGAAAUAGCGAGCGACAACUUCCCCAGAUUGGGGUUGCAGCCCAAAGAUUAGAGGAUGAGUUGGAUGGAAUCCACCGUCUUCUAUCCAGGCUUUCCUAGAGGAACUUCCAUAGAGGUUUUGCUACGCAGGCCACAGAAUGGGUAAACGUUUUCCAAAUGCGAAUCUGAUUACGUGAAACAACCCAUUACUAGAGAGGGCUUAGAAUCCAUAUGGAAGAUGAUGGUUGAAUCAGAGAGGAUUUUUAUGUUGUGGAAUCCUUAUGGAGGAAAGCUGGAUGGGAUUUGGGAAUCUGAAACUCCCUUCCCACAUUUUAAGAUAUGGUAUGAUGAUGGAACCCAGCAUUUGAUGAGAAAUUUUUACAAAAGAAUGACACCAUUUGUGUCAAAGUCUUCAAGGGAAGCAUAUGUCAACUACAGGGAUCUUGACAUUGGUAGCAAUCCAAGUAUAGUACAGACAGACUUUGUAGCAAAGGGUUUGGUUUAUGGGAGGAAAAAUUAGAGGCUAGUGCAAGUCAAAACCAUGGUUGAUCCUCGUGACUUCUUCAAACAUGAACAGAGUAUUCCGGUAUUGCUUCAUGAUCUUUCUGCUACGGAUAAGAAACGCCAUGGAGAAUAUGAUAAAAUAGUUGAUGGGGACCGGUUGACAAGUAAAGGUUAUGCAAAAAUAUAUAACCCAUUUCUUAUUAUGAUAUGUAUGCUGAUACAUCGGUUAGUAUUGAGAGACCAGUAA
This is a messenger RNA of Gossypium raimondii (Peruvian cotton), 1545 nucleotides long. RefSeq names its product berberine bridge enzyme-like 4. Gene Ontology annotation, molecular function: FAD binding; oxidoreductase activity. The record is from RefSeq and is a predicted model, not a curated record. NCBI's taxonomy places the organism in Eukaryota, Viridiplantae, Streptophyta, Magnoliopsida, Malvales, Malvaceae.